Molecule: messenger RNA, 654 nt
Organism: Lontra canadensis (Northern American river otter)
Lineage: Eukaryota; Metazoa; Chordata; Mammalia; Carnivora; Mustelidae
Product: WAS/WASL-interacting protein family member 1-like
Exons: 4
Coding region: 127-642 (171 amino acids)
Source: RefSeq, a predicted model, not a curated record
CCUGUCCGGAUGGAUGGACAGAAGGACUGAUGGACUGAGGAGUGGGCAGGAGAGGUUCCAGCUGCCCCCGAGGACAGCCAGGGCGGAAGGAGCAGGAAGGAGGUGCUGAGGCCGGAACUACUUGAGAUGGGGGAAGGGGCGACCUCCACCCCUCUCCCAAGAUCCCCGACCCACGGCGGAGACGCCCGAGUCCUCACGCUGCAUGAGCUCCGGCACGGAAGAGCCGGGACGUCCAGCAGGACCGAGUCCCCGCCCGCCCCCUCGAGGAUCAGGUGCUCAACGCCCAGCCGGGCCGCCAAAUCCCCGCCGCCGGCGUCCCAGGGUUCGUGCACCCCCGGCCCCCGCCCCCCAGGAGACGCACUCACUUUCCCCCACCACCGCCUUCAGCCCCGAGGGCGCCAUCUUCCCCCAGGGGCGCCGCCGCUUCCGGGUCUGUCCCAAGGUGGGGGCGUGGCCCCGCGCGUCAGCCACCUGGACCCCGCCCCGCGGAGCUGGCCCCUCCCCCACCGGUCCUCGGAGAGGAAGAUCUGCCCCCCGCAGAGUGGGCGGGCGGAUGUGUCCACGCAGACGAGUGAGGAGUCGCUGGAGGGGUCCCCAGACGACACACGCAGACAGCGUAGCCGCGGGCUGGACAGCAUGUGAUCAACUCACGAG